Messenger RNA from Microsporum canis CBS 113480, 1572 nucleotides. RefSeq names its product transcription initiation factor tfiid 55 kd subunit. Bases 1 to 1572 code for a protein of 523 amino acids. The record is from RefSeq and is a predicted model, not a curated record. Lineage: Eukaryota; Fungi; Ascomycota; Eurotiomycetes; Onygenales; Arthrodermataceae. The transcript has 2 exons. Gene Ontology annotation, cellular component: transcription factor TFIID complex. Gene Ontology annotation, biological process: transcription initiation at RNA polymerase II promoter; RNA polymerase II preinitiation complex assembly. Gene Ontology annotation, molecular function: RNA polymerase II general transcription initiation factor activity.
AUGGCUGGUCGACCAGUAUUGAAACUCACCUUUGGCAAGAAACCGGCUCAACCGGCGCAAACACCACAGAAAUCUCCUACUCCUCCUCCUCCUUCAGCGACAUCAGCCUCAGCGCCAAAAAUCAAACUGAAGCUUGGUCCUAAGCAGCCGUCCCAGCAGCCAGAAUCGAAACCCACGCCAAAACCUAAGAAAUCUGCGAAAGCUCCCAAGGAAGCACCCGCGAGUAGCUCAUCCAAAAAGAGGUCUCGAGACGCGACAGCAGAUAAUAACGGUACCGCUCCAGGAGCGGCCGUAAAAGCUGAAGGCACUCCUGUUAAGCGAUUCAAACUUACCACAAAGCCCAAGCAACCUACGUCCCUGCGAAUCCGAAAUAAAGGCGCGCCACCGAUAAGACCAAGGGGUGCAGGCUAUGAUUCCGAGGCCUCUGAUACCGAAAUAGAUCCUGCUCUAGAAGAAGAAUUUAUACUACGAAUGGAACCUGGGGAGGACUGCGACUAUCUACGAAAGGCUGUUGAGGAAAAGCGCUUUGGGCCGCGGUCGCAAGGGGGUGCAGAUGUCAGUUUCAAGUCGCUUACCCGUGAUGGAAGGAGAGCUACUGUUACCAUCCGGGGAAACAUUUAUGCUGCCACUUUGGUCGAUCUGCCGGCAAUAAUUGAAGGGUUGAAGAGUUGGGAUAAACGGGGCUGGUACAAGGCAGCAGACAUCUGUCAGAUGCUGCUGGUGCUUGGGAAGAUUAAAACGGAGGAGGAAGCCCACAACUACCCUCUACCAAAGGAUGUUGACCCUACGACCUUUCAAUACGCUCAUGGCCUAACACCUCCAUUACGGUGGGUGAGAAAGCGACGAUUCCGGAAACGUAUCAGCAAUCGAACAAUCGAGGCAGUGGAGUUGGAAGUUGCAAGAUUACUCAAGGAGGACAUGGCUGCCAUCAAACCCCCAGAUUUCGAAAUCAUGGACCAAAGCCAGUACGCACGUGAACACCAAGGAGAGCAGGAUGGAUUCGAUGAGUACGAUGACGAGCAAGACGCAGAAGGAGAAUUCUUCGACGAACAGCAACACUACGAAGAGCAGCAGUACGAAGAGCCAUCAGCGCUGGAUGAUGACCUUGCUGCAGAGAUGGAAGCUGAGCUUGCGGCACAUGCGGAUGCUAGCUCUGUCCCUGCUUCUGCAACCGCAGAUGUCAGCCACACGGGUGAGGAUAGCCAUGAGCCUGAUGCCGAGGGCGAGUUAGAGAUAAGCACUCCCCACUCUCCAAUACCCACCACAGCAGAAUCUUCUGGGGAUGAGGAUGAGAGCGGAAUGUCUACGGCAGAAGAUGCCAAUCAGGGCCUGGACGAAGAUGCUCUUGAGCAGCAACGCCAGCUACAAGAGCAACUUGAGGAAAUCGCCGAACUCGAAGCAGAUGUACAGCUAGAGACACGCCGAUGGGAAGAAAUGCGCAAUCCAAUUCUGAAGUCAAAGCUGGGCAAGCGUGUGCAGAAUUUAAAGCAGGCCUUGGAGCUGAAGAAAGUCUCUCUUGGUGGAAGGGGGGGUAUAUAUGAUACUUUGAGGAGCUUCUAUCCCUUGAUAUAG